This is a messenger RNA of Tachysurus vachellii, 5959 nucleotides long. RefSeq names its product tripeptidyl peptidase 2 (gene tpp2). Gene Ontology annotation, cellular component: cytosol. Gene Ontology annotation, molecular function: serine-type endopeptidase activity; tripeptidyl-peptidase activity. The transcript is spliced from 29 exons. Bases 508 to 3891 code for a protein of 1127 amino acids. Gene Ontology annotation, biological process: proteolysis. NCBI's taxonomy places the organism in Eukaryota, Metazoa, Chordata, Actinopteri, Siluriformes, Bagridae. The record is from RefSeq and is a predicted model, not a curated record.
UCAGGCUUGUGUUUCUUUAAAAAAUCCUCCCAUCCAGACUCACCGGUUGUUCACACAGGCUUGCUGUAGCAUUGUCAUUUCAUCAUCUCUGCCUGGGUCAUGGCUACUCGUUCUGUUGAAGAUUCCUUCCCUUUACACGGGCUGUUGCCGAAAAAGGAGACCGGCGCUGCUUCAUUCCUGACCAGGUUUUCUGAGUACGAUGGACGGGGAGUGCUAAUCGCUAUCCUGGACACCGGGGUAGACCCGGGGGCGCCGGGCAUGCAGACCACCACAGAAGGCAAGCCUAAGAUUGUGGACAUCAUCGAUACGACAGGCAGUGGCGACGUCAACACGUCCACGGUGGUGUAGCCGAAAGACGGAGAAGUGAUCGGACUUUCUGGACGCACGCUCAAGAUCCCUCCUGCCUGGGUGAACCCAUCAGGAAAAUAUCACAUCGGUGUUAAAAAUGGUUAUGAGUUUUUCCCCAAACCUCUCAAAGAGAGGAUACAGAAAGAGCGCAAGGAGAAGAUGUGGGACCCGGCUCACAGAGCAGCUCUCGCCGAGGCCAGUCACAAGACAGAGGAGUUUGACCUGGCUCAUCCCAGCCCCUCACAGAUGGAGAAGCUGCAGAAGGAGGAGUUGCAGAGCCACAGUGAGCUCUUGGGCACCAUGGAGAAGAAGUACAGUGACCCUGGGCCUGUGUACGAUUGCAUGGCUUGGCAUGACGGCAUCACCUGGCGGGCAGUGGUGGAUACUUCAGAGACUGGAGACCUGGUGUCCUGUAAUGUGCUCAGCUCCUACAGAGAAAGACAGGAAUAUGCCACACUUGGAGAUGCAGAGAUGCUCAAUUACUCCAUCAACAUCUACGAUGAGGGGAAUACUCUCUGCAUUGUCACUAGCGGAGGUGCUCAUGGGACUCAUGUCGCCAGCAUAGCUGCAGGUUUCUUCCCCGAGGAGCCAGAGAGGAACGGUGUGGCCCCCGGCGCACAAAUCUUGGCGCUGAAAAUAGGGGAUACUCGACUGAGUACAAUGGAGACAGGAACAGGCCUCGUCCGUGCGAUGAUCGAGGUCAUUAACUACAAGUGUGAUCUUGUGAACUACAGCUAUGGCGAAGCAACCCACUGGCCAAACUCAGGGAGAAUUUGUGAAGUGAUCAGCGAGGCAGUGCAGAAACAUAACGUCAUGUAUGUGUCGAGCGCUGGGAACAACGGGCCGUGUCUCUCCACUGUGGGAUGUCCUGGAGGAACCACCAGUAGUGUCAUAGGCGUUGGUGCUUAUGUCACACCUGACAUGAUGGUGGCAGAAUAUUCGCUGAGGGAGAAACUGCCUCCUAACCAGUACACAUGGUCCUCAAGGGGUCCCAGUACUGAUGGAGCUCUAGGUGUUAGCAUCAGUGCACCUGGUGGAGCCAUCGCUUCUGUGCCAAAUUGGACAUUGCGCGGUACGCAGUUGAUGAACGGCACAUCCAUGUCCUCUCCCAACGCCUGUGGAGGCAUCGCACUCAUACUCUCAGGUCUGAAGCAGAACGGGAUGCAACCCACAGUCGCAGCUAUGAGACGUGCUUUGGAAAACACAGCUCAGAAAGUGGAUGACAUUGAAGUAUUUGCGCAGGGUCAUGGCAUUAUUCAGGUGGAAAAAGCGUUUGACUACCUCAUGCAACAUGCUUCCACUCCCACCAGUAACCUGGGCUUCACAGUCACUGUAGGGAAUCAGCGGGGCAUCUACCUCAGGGACGCCGUCCACGUCUCCACUCCCUCUGAUCACGGAGUUGGCAUUGAGCCAGUAUUUCCCGAAAACACCGAAAACUCAGUACGAAUCUCGCUGCAGUUGCAUCUGGCGCUCACAUGCAGCGCGUCGUGGGUUCAGUGCCCUUCUCACUUGGAGCUCAUGAACCAGUGCCGUCACGUUAACGUGCGCGUCGACCCACAAGGACUUCGAGAGGGAUUGCAUUAUACUGAGGUGUGUGCUUAUGAUACCUCUGCACCCAGUGCUGGUCCCCUCUUCCGAGUCCCAAUUACAGUUAUAAUUCCCACAAAGGUGCCCGAGAGCCAGAAUCAGGAGGUUUCCUUCACAGACGUUCACUUCAGACCAGGCCAGAUACGCCGCCAUUUUAUCACCGUCCCUCAAGGAGCCUCAUGGGCCGAGAUCACCUUAACGUCUCACUCCCCUGAUGUCUCCUCCAAGUUUGUCCUCCACGCGGUGCACUUGGUGAAGCAGAGGGCUUACCGAGCUAACGAGUUCUACAAAUUCUCCUCGCUGCUGGAGAAGGGCUCGCUCACCGAGGCUUUCCCUGUGCUGCCUGGGCGAACGGUGGAAGUGUGCGUCGCUCGAUGGUGGGCCAGUCUCGGUGAUGUCACUGUAGGCUAUACCAUUUCAUUCCAUGGGCUUCAAAUGUCUCCCUGUCCUCUUCAUAUACAUGCUUCUGAAGGCAUAACCAGUUUUGAGGUGUGUUCUCCUAUUCGAUAUGAGGAGGUCUCACCAACCAUUACCCUGAAGAACUGGGUGCAACCCCUUAGGCCAAUAAGUUCAAAAACAAAAGCGCUCGGCUCCAGAGACGUCUUGCCCAACAACCGUCAGCUUUAUGAAAUCGUCCUUACAUACAGCUUUCACCAGCCUAAAAGCGGAGAGGUGACCCCCAGUUGUCCGCUACUGUGUGAGCUGCUCUAUGAGUCUGAGUUUGACAGCCAGCUCUGGCUCCUGUUUGACCAGAACAAGAGACUCAUGGGCUCUGGAGAUGCUUAUCCUCACCAGUACUCUUUGAAGCUAGAGAAAGGCGACUACACGGUCCGGCUGCAGGUUCGUCAUGAGCAGCAGAGCGAGUUGGAGCGACUGAAGGAUCUGCCUUUUAUAGUGUCUCAUCGGCUGUCCAACACGCUGAGCCUGGACGUGUACGAGACGCACCGGGCGGCACUGCUGGCAAAGAAGAAAGGGAACUCUCUCACUCUUGCACCAGGAGCCUCUCAGCCAUUCUACAUCACCUCUCUAUCAGAUGACAAGAUACCUAAAGGUACAGGUCCGGGCUGCUACAUGACCGGCUCUCUGAUUGUACCGAAGAGCGAGUACGGGAAAAAAGCAGGCCAAGCCUCAGCCAAACGACAAGGAAAAUUUAAAAAGGACAUCGUGCCAAUUUUCUACCACCUGAUUUCAGCCCCUAACAAAUCAAAGAACGGUGGGAAAGAGAAGGACAAGGACGGAGAGAAGGAGAAGGAUGUAAAGGAAGAGUUCACUGAAGCCCUCAGAGACUUGAAGAUCCAGUGGAUGACAAAGUUGGACAAUAAUAUUUUAUAUGAUGAACUGAAGGAGAACUUUGCAAAUUAUCUCCCUCUCCAUGUUCAAAGACUACAUCAGCUGGAUUCAGAGAAGGAGCGACUGAAGCGAUUGCAAGACAUUGUGGCAGCAGCAGAUAUUGUUAUCUCUCACAUUGACCAGACUGCACUGGCGGUGUAUCUCACAAUGAAGACAGACCCUCGUCCAGAUGCAGCCUCUAUAAAGGGCGACAUGGAGAAGCAGAAGUCGUCACUGCUGGACGCUCUCUGUAGGAAAGGCUGUGCUCUGGCUGAUCAGAUCAUGCAGCCUUCAGAGCAGGAAGGGGCGAGUGCCAGUGAGGUGGGCAGCUCAGAAGAAGACCCACACGGAGUGGCGAAAGCACUGUCCGACACUUUCUGGGAGGUUCAAAAGUGGGCCGAGCUCACGGAUUCUAAGGUUCUGUCGUUUUCCUACAAACACGCCUUAGCAAGUAAAAUGUACGGAAGGGCCUUGAAAUACGCUUCUAAAAUUGUAGAGGACAAACCCAGCAAAGACAACUGGAAAAACUGCAUUCAGCUGAUGAAGUCUCUGGGCUGGACGCACUGCGCCACCUACACUGAGAACUGGCUUCCCAUCAUGUAUCCCUCAGACUACACACCUUUUUAAACCAAGAUUUCUCUGCACAAAUGCAGUAGCAGGUUUUAAAGACUAUUGAUGUGGUCCAACGUGGAUCUUGUUUGUUUUUUCUUUUUUUUUUUAAAAUCAGUUUCACUCAGAACUGCAGGUUCACGUGGGACAUAAAGGUCAACAUGUCACUACCAUAUCAUAAUCCUCCGGUCACAGAUUUCUCUUCUGUAUAUUUCGUGGAGUCGUUCUUUCGUUCUUCGUGUUCUCUUUCAGUAGGUGUGUAGGAGGAGGAGAUGCUGCUCGGUCGAUUGUUAUUUUUACAUGUAUAUCGUCUCAAAUCUGUUCCUGUAGAGAUUGUUUUUUAUCCUUUAGAGUGCCAAUUUAUUUAAUUUUUCCAUUUAUCUCAAGAGGGAGAGAGAGAGAGAGCAGGACGUCCUCUUCUGACUGAAUGCGUUUAAAUGUAGAACCCGGGGUCAGAAAUGCACACGAUUAUAUAAAGGCAAUAUAAAUAUAUAUAAACCUACUUUUCCCCGAUAUACAGUAUAUGAACAAUGUAUGCAUGUUUUUAUAAAGUCUAAGAGGUCUGAUAACAUACAGCUUUCAGUCACUUAUGUCAAGAGCAAAUUGAACUGGGCUUUUAUACUGUAUAAUGGAGUUCAUGUCUUGCCUUUUUAUGAGUGAAAGUAGGGAAGGUUUUGGUGUGUGCGUGUGUGUUUGCACUCAAAAUGUGUAUUUUUAAUUUAUUUAUUUUGGGAUUUUUUGCAUAUGCUUACAAAGUUUGCUUGGCACAAAUGUACCUGUUUAAUUCUAGUCAAAUUUAUUGAGUUCUACUGAUGACAGCCCGGUUAUGACAAUGCAAUAACAUGCCUUUUAAAAAAUAAACAAAAAAACAGUUACUGCUGGAAUGUAUCUUAUUCCAUAUAUUUAAAGAAAAUCUCCACCAUGAAUAUGACUAUUUCUGCAUCAUAUAGUGUUAUUUAUGUCUAUUUUUGAGUCCCCAAAAGAUGUAAAAAAAAAGAUUCCUGGCGUGUUUCAACACACUCGGAGAAUAAACCGGAUUCUGAUCAACUGGGUCAUAUAACAGAUUGUUCUCGUUAUAAAACAGAGCAGCAGUCAACCGCUAACACCUCACGGGAAUGACGGAAUCAUAGAAAUGUGGCAACCACCAGCAAAUUCGCCUCAGAAUCACAGGGAACAUUUUAAAGGAAAUAUUUGAAAAUGCAUGGUGGAGAUUUCCUUUUAGUCAGGAUAGAAUCGAAGGUGCAGUCUAAACUGAUCAUAGUAGUAAAUCUGUGUGUUCUUUAGUAUGUUUAUAUGGUAAAGAUACACAUGCUUUAACUUCUUUAGAUCAGCUUUCAAGCUCCAGAAUCUUCUGAGUGGGGUUUAAUAAGUCAAAGUAAUUGCCCUUGAGAAUGUGGUGCUUUACAGGCAGUUAAUAGAAGUGUCAGAUUUACAGCUGUGUUUAUGGAAGUGAGACAAAAUCGCUGCUGUGGGUGACCGAUGGGAAUCGUUGCCAAAAAAAAAAGCAUGUUGUAAGCUUUUCCUUUUAGUGUGUCUGUGGAUACUGUACUUAUCAGCACUGAUCAGAAAAUCAGUGAAAUUUUAGAGGAUGUCAUACAUCUCUAUGGAUCAUAUUUCACUUUGUUGAACUUAUCCUAGCUUGUGAGUAUGUGCUAAUGGAAUUGUUUUUUCCUCUCCAGCUUGCUUUAAAUACACACACAGAGUUUUGUGUUUUGAUCUGCAGUAAUAUAUUCAGGGUUACACUGGCAUGGACAUUGCCGACAUCAGUUUCUUCAACAAUGGCCUUAAAUCAUCCCAAUCUUCACACCGUCCACUUCUGAGUGCAGUCACGGGUCUCACGUCGCUGCCGCUGUGUCAAAGAGCUUAUCGAUGGAUAUAGUGUAUUUCUAAAGUUUAAACAAAAUACUAGUUAAUGCCAAUAUUUUAAAAUGUACUUUUAAUUUGAAGCCUACUGUAUGUCCUAGUAUCAUUUUAUAACCGUUAUACUUCGAGAGAUGUAUGGAAAGUUGCAAUGAGUUAUUUUGUUAUUGCAGUGAAUGUUGGGAAUUGUGAAGAUAAUUCUGAAUAAAACCAUUUGAACACCAAA